This is a messenger RNA of Clarias gariepinus (North African catfish), 2712 nucleotides long. It is a transcript of the gene slc26a3.2, whose product is annotated as solute carrier family 26 member 3, tandem duplicate 2. Gene Ontology annotation, cellular component: membrane. Gene Ontology annotation, biological process: transmembrane transport. NCBI's taxonomy places the organism in Eukaryota, Metazoa, Chordata, Actinopteri, Siluriformes, Clariidae. Gene Ontology annotation, molecular function: chloride transmembrane transporter activity; bicarbonate transmembrane transporter activity; secondary active sulfate transmembrane transporter activity. The record is from RefSeq and is a predicted model, not a curated record. The transcript is spliced from 21 exons. The coding region runs from base 144 to 2384 and encodes 746 amino acids.
AAAGUCAGAUCCUUCUGUCAGGAUGAAGGUGUAAUAAAGAGGAAUAAGUACUGGAUAUCAGAGACGGAUAUAGAGAAUUAGGAGUUCAAAGGAUUUCAGAGUUCCACUAGGAAUCAAGUUCCAACAGCUUUGAAAGCCACACCAUGGCACAGUAUGUGGUGUCCAGACCACUUUACACAGAGGAUGCCUUUACAGAUGAGUAUGAGAAAAUCUGCCGGCAACACAAGACCAUGCUGGACCAUGUUAAACAAUACUUCACUUGCAAUUCAAAUCGUGCAAAGAAUGCAGCCUUGUCUUUGCUGCCUAUUAUUGGGUGGAUGAAAAUGUACAAUGUCAAAGAAUGGAUACUAGGUGAUAUUGUGUCUGGAGUUAGCACUGGACUGGUGGCUGUACUGCAAGGACUGGCAUACAGCUUACUAGCAUCUCUUCCUGCCUGGUAUGGGUUAUAUGCUGCCUUUUUCCCUGUCAUCAUCUACUUUUUCUUUGGCACUUCUCGACACAUUUCAAUUGGAGCAUUCCCAGUUCUAAGUCUUAUGGUAGGGUCUGUAGUGACCCGACUGGUACCCGAUGAAGGUCCUCCUGCCAACAUCACAGGCUUUGAAGGGCUAACAAUGGACGAGCAAAGAGCCAUGGUGUCUGCCUCACUUACCUUUCUUAUUGGUAUUUUCCAGCUUGGCAUGGGGUUGCUGCAAGUAGGCUUCAUAGUCAUUUAUCUGUCAGAUACUCUCGUAUCUGGAUUCACUACAGCUGCUGCAGUUCACAUUCUGGUGUCACAGCUCAAAUUUAUUUUUGGGCUGAAAGUACCAGGUUUCAGUGGACCACUUGCUUUUAUAAAAAUCCUGGAGAAAACAUUUGUGCAGAUCGGAUCCACGAACAUCGCUGAUUUGGUGACAGCGGUUGUGGUGAUGGUUGUUGUGUUCAUUGUGAAAGAACUCAAUGAAAGAUUCAAGAAAAAGCUUCCGGUUCCUAUCCCAAUAGAAGUCAUUAUGACUAUCAUAGCAUGUGGAGUAUCUUACGCAUUUAAUUUCAAUGCAACGUAUGGAGUGGAUAUUGUAGGAAAAAUACCAGAUGGAUUUGAGCCACCUAUUGCUCCUAACGUUCAGAUAUUUCAGGAAACAGUUGUAGAUGCUUUUCCCAUGAGUAUAGUGGGUUUUGCUGUGGCGUUUGCUGUGGCUAAAGUCUAUUCUGUCAAACAUGACUAUGUUAUUGAUGGAAACCAGGAGCUCAUAGCUUUUGGUGCCAGUAACAUCUUUGGUGGUGCAUUUAAAUCACUGGCAGCCAGCACAGCUCUCUCCAGAAGUGCAGUCCAGGAGAGCACAGGGGGAAAAACACAGAUUGCUGGUAUACUCUCUGCAAUCAUUGUCCUGAUAGUAACUCUGGCCAUAGGGUUCUUGCUAGAGCCACUGCCAAAGUCAGUGCUGGGUGCAGUGGUAAUAGUGAAUCUGAAAGGGAUGCUGAUGCAGGUGUGUGAAGUACCUUAUCUCUGGAGGAAGGAUCGGCCUGAUUGUGCUGUCUGGAUUAUGACCUGUAUUGCCUCCAUCUUGCUGGGGCUGGAUAUUGGCCUUGCUGUUGGACUUGGAGCAGAGAUGAUUGCUGUUGUCUUUAGGACCCAGUUCCCACACUGUUGUGUCCUAGCAAACAUCUCUGGCACUGACAUUUACAGGAACCGAAAAGACUAUGUCAAUAUAUAUGAACCAGAGGGAGUGAAGAUUUUCCGAAUUCCUUCACCAAUAUUCUUUGCAAAUAUUGAUUUCUUCAGAGGCAAACUGGUUGAUGCUGUGGGCUUCAAUCCCCUGAGAGUACUGAGAAAGAGAAAUAAGGCCUUGAGAAAAAUUAGGAAGCUAAUUAAGAAAGGGGAACUCACAGUCACAGUCAAAGGACUACAGGCUACAUGCUCUUUGCCUAUUGAAGAGUCAGAAGACGAGAGUAAUAUGGAGGACUUAGAUCAACCAGUAGACUUCUCUGGCCUUCCUGUUCAGGUGAACUGGAGAGAACCACUUCCUGCCAACAUCUCUGUUCCUCAAGUGGAUAUCCACAGUCUCGUCCUUGACUUCUCGGCUGUCUCCUUCCUUGACAUCUCAGCACUCAAAGGCCUUAAAAUGGCUUUGAAAGAGUUUAUCCGCAUUGACAUUGAGGUCUACAUUGUUGCCUGUGAUCCUUACAUUAUUGAGAAACUCAAAAGCUGCAAAUUCUUUGAUGAUGAGGUUACAACAUCCAUCUUCUUCCUGACCCUCCAUGAUGCGAUGCUACACAUAUAUAAUCUCCAUCCGCCCCUCAGCAUUAAUGAGAAGGUAUAUAGCAGCAUUCAUGACAAGCUGAGUGAAGGAAAUAACAGCUUGCGUAACAGAGAAAAAAUAGUCAAAGAACCAGAGACCAGGUUCUAAUCCCAGUUGCUCUCAAAUAUAUUGGAAAUACCAAGAUGGAAAACAGGCUGAUAAAUACCUUAAAUUUUGUGAAUUUUCUAAUGCAAUUUUUUAGAUGAAAAAUAUAUUUUGUAUAGUUUAAUUUUUCAAAAUAGAUUUGUACUGUACAAUACAAUCUGGAGGCACAUAAUCAUGUUAUCAGAUUUAUGUCAAAAUUAAAGAACAAUAUGGAUGUAUUUCAUACCGUUGACACAUUUGUACAUGUAAAAUAGUUUUAUAUAUACAUAUAUAGUAUAGUAUGUCUGAUGCAAUAUUAUUUUUAAAUAAAAUGACUCAAUAUUUAUAUUCG